This is a messenger RNA of Eimeria necatrix, 1386 nucleotides long. RefSeq names its product Diacylglycerol acyltransferase family protein, related. Gene Ontology annotation, biological process: triglyceride biosynthetic process. Gene Ontology annotation, molecular function: diacylglycerol O-acyltransferase activity. The transcript has 6 exons. The coding region runs from base 1 to 1386 and encodes 461 amino acids. Gene Ontology annotation, cellular component: endoplasmic reticulum membrane. The record is from RefSeq and is a predicted model, not a curated record. Lineage: Eukaryota; Apicomplexa; Conoidasida; Eucoccidiorida; Eimeriidae.
AUGAGGCCAGAGGGGACCAGCGAGCGAACCCUCUUGGGUCGCGUCCUCACAGUGCGCCGCCGACAUGGAUUCUGCAGCGCGACGGAGAGCGGCAAGUUGCCACCCAGCAGCAGCAAGAAUGACAUCAGUUUAGUUAUUCGUGGCGCAUUGGGGAUGGACCUGCCCUUCUUACAGUUCCGGCUGAAACACGUGACUGCCCUUAAGAAGCACCUGCAGACACUGCGCCAUCCUCUCCACCGUUUCUGUCCACUCAAGUACCCAGUGGUCAUUGAUGCAUCUUUCCUCUCAUUGUAUUCCCAGGCGACGCAAACGGCCCAGGCGCCAGAAUCGCCGUCGAAUAACUCCGCCAUUUACGCUUUUUCAAACGUGCUUUACAGGGCCCCAAACGCCCCUGCGGAUGCCACCUGCCGGGGAGAUAAUGACACCACUCUGCCUUGGCGUCGCGUUCCCGGUGUUCACCCACCAGACGGGCUGACGUUUUGGGCUGAUGUCCGUUGCUUGCUGAUGCAGGUGCUUGUUCAGGGCUCCCUUAUUUGGGUUCCUGUGCUUCUGGUGUGGAUAUGGCGGCGGUACUGUACCACUCGCCGCCGCAAGAUUCUAUUCGUGCUUAUUGUUCUUUCUCUAUUUCUCUUUCCAAUACGCCCAAGACCCGGUAUUCGCCAGUGGCAUGGCUGGAGGAACAUUCACCGCUACCACCGCACAGCCGCUAUCAUUGAGGGGGCUGAACACUUCCCCCCGAGGGAGCCAACUAUCUAUGCAGUUUUCCCACAUGGAAUUGUGCCUACUGCCCCUGCGGUGAUGGCAACUGGGAAUUUUGGAGAUCUCUUGGGACACUUUCGUCUCACUGCAGCCUCGGUAGUGCGCUGGUGCCUUGUGUACGGCCAAUUGAUAUUCUUGUCGGACGCGAUCCCAGCAGACAAGCAAGCAAUGAAGCAAACUCUCGAAAAAGGCUCAAAUCUACUCGUUUCACCCGGCGGUAUUGCGGAAAUCUACGAGACAAACUCAUCUGAGGAGCGCCUCCACCUACAGGAUCGACUAGGCAUUGUACGACUCGCGAUGCAAACGGGGGCAAAAUUGGUCCCCGUGUAUUGCUUUGGGAAUAGUCAGGCAUACCGCCUACCGUGGGGCGUGCGCUUUCUGCAGCCGUUUGCCAGGCUGUUACGCAUUGCGGUCGUCUCCUUUUACGGCCGCUUUGGGCUCCCUGUAGCCUACCGCGUGCCACUGCUCUACGCUAUUGGGCGUCCCUUACAAAUGCCACAAGCAGACAAACCCACGAAAGCGGAAGUGGUGGCUGCUCACAAAGUGUUUGUGGAGGAGGUCCGACGUAUUUUUGAGACGUACAAGGGCGUAUACGGCUGGAAAGAUAAGCAGCUCAAGAUCCUCUGA